Molecule: messenger RNA, 1734 nt
Organism: Eruca vesicaria subsp. sativa (arugula)
Lineage: Eukaryota; Viridiplantae; Streptophyta; Magnoliopsida; Brassicales; Brassicaceae
Source: the annotation of a GenBank genome assembly
AUGGCAAGUCUAUUCUCCUCACCUCUCAGCUCACGUUCUCUCUCUCUUGUUAUCAACCUCUUCUUCAUCUUCCUCAUUUAUCUCCAUUUCGCUUCACCAAAUCCUCCUCACUCAUCAUCCACCAAAUCCCUAAACUCUCUCGGUGUCAAUGACAAUGAGAGCUGCAGUGACGGCCUCGCUGCCUUAGAAGACCACCGUUCCAAGUGUUCUUACAUUAUAUCUCAAUCAAAAUGUGCCCCACAAGGCUACAUAGACUAUCUCAAAAUUUUCUUCUGCGUCUUCGGACAAUCCCCUGUGUUAGGCCAUCUAGUUUUAUGCCUCUGGUUGUUUGUUCUGUUCUACUUGCUCGGAGACACUGCCGCGAGUUACUUCUGUCCUUCUUUAGACAAGUUGUCUAAAGUCUUGAAGCUCUCUCCUACGAUGGCUGGUGUUACGCUCCUCUCUCUAGGAAACGGUGCGCCAGAUUUAUUCUCAAGUGUUGUCUCAUUCACACGGUCGAAUAAUGGAGAUUUUGGUCUCAACUCUGUUCUAGGCGGUGUGUUCUUCGUCUCUAGCUUCGUUGUCGGGACGAUUUGCUUGUUGAUUGGCUCUCGAGAUGUCUCUAUCGACAAGUACAGCUUUAUCCGCGAUGUGGUUUUUCUUCUGGUUGCUCUUUGUUGUCUCGGUUUGAUCGUCUUCGUCGGAAGAGUAACCAUAUGGGUUUCACUUUGUUACCUUUCUAUUUAUCUACUCUAUGUAGGGUUUUUAUCAGUUUCUCUUUUCUUGGAUCGCAAGAAACCUAUAUCCCAUCAGAUUCUCCGUACUAGAGAGGAUUUAGCCGAGAUGGGCGUCCCAUUACUCAGCUAUAUCGGUGAGGAGAAGCCGGUUCCACCGCAAAAGGUUGCUCAAGAAUCAAGAACUCAAGAACAAGAAUUCAAGAUUGUGGUUCUUGAUUUGCCAAAAACGCAGCCGUCUUGUUUCUCGGUGCUAGUAAGCAUCAUAGGACUACCUCUAUAUCUCCCACGGCGGCUCACGAUUCCUGUCGUCUGUGAAGAGAAAUGGUCAAAGCCUUGUGCGGUUGUUUCCACAGCCAUCGCACCUGUUCUACUAACCGAACUUUAUUGUGCUCAUUACAACGGGUCCAAAAGAAACCUAAUCAUGUACAUAUUAUCUGGAGUUAUCGGGUUAUUCUUUGGUAUCUUAGCGUUCUUGACAACGGAAAACUCUCGUCCACCCAAGAAAUUCUCACUGGUUUGGCUUCUAGGCGGCUUCACAAUGAGUGUGACAUGGACAUACAUCAUAGCACAAGAGCUAGUCUCAUUGUUAAUAUCCUUAGGGAAUAUCUUUGGUAUUAGUCCUUCCGUGCUAGGACUAACCGUUCUAGCUUGGGGAAAUUCUCUAGGCGAUUUAAUCGCUAAUGUGACCAUGGCAGUUAAUGGAGGCAACGAUGGUGCGCAAAUAGCACUUUCAGGGUGUUACGCCGGUCCGCUAUUUAACACGGUGAUUGGACUAGGCGUGCCACUUUUGAUCUCCUCUUUGGCUGAAUAUCCAGGGGUCUAUGUUAUUCCAAGUGACAAUUCUUUGCUUGAGACACUUGGUUUCUUAAUGGUAGGCUUGCUUUGGGCACUUGUGAUAAUGCCAAAGAAGAAGAUGAGACUUGAUAAGCUUGUCGGUGGCGGCUUACUUGCUAUUUACUUUUGCUUCUUGUUCUUGAGAUUGGCCAGGGUAUUUGGAGUCCUUGAUAUCGACCGGUGA